CAAAAGCCUGCCACACGAUUGGCUGACGAGAGGUGCGCUCUGGCGUCUCUGGGUCCUCGCUGCCAAACCGCCUAUUGAUAUGCAAAGUAGACCUUAUAAAUACUUUAGACAACAACUCACUUCCAGCGACAGAACUCGUUGAGAUUACACAAUAAAAAGCCGGUUUGCGUGUGUGUGUAUGUUUCUGUAACUGUGUGAGCCUACCAGCUGCUCUCUCCGUUGGAUUGAACCGAUCUGUGGAUUACAGUAGUUCGCAUAUUAAUUUUUUUUGGGGUUGAAACCAAAAAUGGCUCCCUCAUCCAGACCUUACAAAAAUGGAUCUGCGCAGGAUGAUGAUGAAUAUUUUGGGAUUAAAGGCGACAGAAAGGCGAGAAAGCCUUUGGUUGAGAAAAAGAGACGAGCUCGGAUCAAUGAAAGUCUACACGAACUGAGAGGCCUUCUUGCAGAUAGUGAUUUUCAGACAAAAACGGAGAAUGCCGAAGUGCUGGAAAUGACUGUGAAACGAGUUGAGAAUAUUCUUCGGAGCAGAGAUCUUGAAACCGACACCAUGAACCGUGAAGCAAGCGAGCGGUUCGCUGCAGGAUACGUACAGUGCAUGCACGAGGUGCACAUGUUCGUGUCGAAUUGCCCCGGGAUAGACGCUGCAGUGGCCGCGGAGCUGCUCAACCACCUUUUGGAAUCUAUGCCCCUGAACGAAGACCAUUUUCAGGACAUGCUUGUGGAUUUAAUGUCGGACUCUCCCAGCAGCAGCAGCACUUGGCCUAGCAGCGAAGGGGUAUGCCCAUCCAUGAUAUCCCCCGGGGGUGCGGGGUUGUCUGGCCAUUCUCCAGCGCCUUCUACCACAUCCAGCGAGGACACAUGUUCCGAUCUAGACGAGACUGAUACGGAACCCACUCAAACUUCGUCGGAUAACUCCAGGAGCCACAGCAUACCUGGUGUCCUCUGCUCGAAAUCCAUGUGGAGACCGUGGUGAAACUGUGAACCGCUUCUUUAAAAAGAACAAGGCACGAAAUGGAAAUCUACCUAGUAGUUUUGGCUCACGUCUUUGUAGAAUGACCGUGUACAGUUUUCAAAUGGUGCAUGUGUGUGUGUGUGGUCGUCAAACUUGGAAUUUUAAAAACUCGUGAGAAAUGUAUCGUAUGGCACUGUUACGGACGACUGUUUUAUUUUAUUUUCAGUUGUACUGUUCCACUGUACUCGUUGAGUGAAUUAUAUUUGUUUAGGACAUCGUAGCAAAGCUCUUUUGUAAAGCACAGCUUCUCUUGGUAUCGCCCGCCCCCCUUCCCCUUCCCCUUCCCCUUCCCCUUCCCCGAUUUUAACUCCAGAUGUCCAAUUUAUUUCACAUUGAGAAAAUAGGCCUGGGAACAUACCCUGGGCAGUAAAGGGUUAAGGGACUGGCACAAGGAUGCGCUGUGUGUGUGUGUAAUAUGCAAGGACUCGUUCCUACAAGGGAUAGAAUUGGUUAGCAUAAUUAGGGAUGUAUUUCUACCUUCUGUGAAGGAAGGGUAAACUCAAAUAAAUUGCAAUGUUUAGAUGUAAGUGUUGUUGAUAGCAGGAUGCCUUGAAAACUGCAUAUUGUUCUGGACAUGAGAAACGACUGGUAGCACAUUAUUAAUUUUAAAUGUAUAUUAGGUAUUGUAAAACGUUUCCUAUUUUGGAACGUCUAAUAAAACAUAUUAAAGAAAAGCGUUCUGCUUUAUUCAUCUCA
Acipenser ruthenus (sterlet) is the source of this 1708-nucleotide messenger RNA. Its product is annotated as transcription cofactor HES-6-like. Gene Ontology annotation, molecular function: RNA polymerase II cis-regulatory region sequence-specific DNA binding; protein dimerization activity; DNA-binding transcription factor activity, RNA polymerase II-specific. The transcript is spliced from 4 exons. Bases 287 to 973 code for a protein of 228 amino acids. Gene Ontology annotation, cellular component: nucleus. The record is from RefSeq and is a predicted model, not a curated record. Lineage: Eukaryota; Metazoa; Chordata; Actinopteri; Acipenseriformes; Acipenseridae. Gene Ontology annotation, biological process: regulation of transcription by RNA polymerase II; regulation of neurogenesis; anterior/posterior pattern specification.